Alternaria conjuncta is the source of this 1254-nucleotide messenger RNA. RefSeq lists its product as uncharacterized. The record is from RefSeq and is a predicted model, not a curated record. Lineage: Eukaryota; Fungi; Ascomycota; Dothideomycetes; Pleosporales; Pleosporaceae. Bases 1 to 1254 code for a protein of 417 amino acids. The transcript has a single exon.
AUGGCGGUAGAGCUUGAGCAGUCUCACCUCUCUUUUCUCACGAACUCGACUGGCGAUCCAACCAUUGAUGCCGAUUUGCAAUACAUUCGGGACUUGGACUGGGCCAAAACCGCCGUCGGACUCAUUUCAUCGUGGCCUCGCGAGCUGUUGUUGCUCAUUCACAUCGCCAUGAUCUCCCCUCAACCGCAGCUUUUCCUACUUGGCUCCGAUUCGACCGUCCUUUACAACACAGCGUACGGCCGACUGCUGUACGACCAUCAUCCGCAGUACCAAGGACGACCUAUAAGCCUAAACACAGCUUUGGUACAGCAACUGCCCUUGGUCGAUGGACUUGGCGAGUGCCUAAGAGUAAAGUCGGGUCUUAAUGGCGGGCAAAAAAUACCCUUCUUUUUCUCCAGAAAUGGACGGCUCGAGGAAGUGUUCUUGUCCAUUACAACAACGGGUCUACCGCCGUCCCUGGGCGGAUCCCAUGCCACAACCUACAACGUCACGCGAGAUAUGCUGGAGUCUCGUCGUGAGCAUUCUUUGGACGAAUUUCGCAGUUCCUGCGAGACUGCCUUGGAUCUGGAUACGCUGUGGCCCUCGAUCUUGAAAGGCAUAUCCAAUGGAGACGGAGACAUAUCAUUUGCCGCGUUGUACCGCGUAGAGACGACUGAAGAACAAGACAAAGAGACCGCUUCUUCUGAGGAACAGGCUCGGUCACCAACCUUCGUUCUCUCUGGUACUGUUGGCUCCUUCCCGACCACGCCUCCUCCAACGCUCGAGCCAAUCAUGGAUCAAGGAUGGGUUGACGCCUUUUACAGGAGUGUCAAUACUCGUACACCGGUACUCCUCCAGGCUGAGAACGGUACACUCCCCCAGGAAAUGUGUGAGGCUUCUACGAGUCGAUGCUAUGGCGAUGUGUGCCAUCAGGCUGUCAUCUUGCCAAGUGUUUCGAACCGCACUGCCAAUGUUCAUGCUGCCUUAAUCGUCGGUCUGGCACCUCGUACACCUUACGAUCGCGCCUAUCAAGCAUGGAUCAAGACGCUCCAUCGUGACUUCUCCCACGAGGUGAUUUCGAUGGCAAAUGCUGAAGCUAGGAGCCGUACUGAGAGGAUCCGCAAAGAACGCAUUGCUAGAGAAGAGGAUGUUUCCACCAAGGAAGAAGCUCUGAAACAACAAGAGCUUGCGCGCGUAGCAGCUUUGGAGCAGCUUCAUCUUAGCGAAUCGCGGCUGCAACAAGCCGUAGAAGCCAAAAGGCAACAAGAGAAGUGA